AUGGUUCGAAGUGUUUAUUCCCCGGAAUAUUGUCUGCAAUACUUAGAACAGUAUGCUUCAAAAGAAGUUUUCGUAAUAGGACUUAUUCUUGGCCAGACGACUAAUGCACGAGACAAUGUUAUCCAUCUGGCUAGGACACCGGAGGAAAAACAAGUUGACAACGUAUCAGAAAACACAUAUAGUGUGGACAUGCCGAAUCAAGUUGAGACAGUAAGAACGUUACUGACUGUAUCAGAAGCAUGGGUAGCUGACCAUGCUAAACAUGUUACCAGAAUGCUUCCUGGUGGCAUGUUUGUGCAAGGUAUAUUUGUUACAAGUGAAGAAGAUGUAUUUGAAGAUCCAAACUGCUUCAGCAAAGUGAAAUCAAUAUUGAACCAUGUAUACAAGGCGCAGAAUAUCAAUCAGUAUAUGUAUGGCAAUUGUCCAUACAAUAAUGAAAGACUCGUUUUGCAUAUGUCUACAAGCACAAAGGUUCUUAAUUGUAAGUCUGUUGAAGUGGGGACAGGGAGUAAAAGCACAGUGAUAAAGCCAGUUGAAUGGAAAUUUUUGCCUAAACCUCAGCAAUGGCAAAGACUUGAUUGCUAUUAUGAAUUUGAUGAUGUCUACCCUGUUAUUGUUAAAAAUUGCGGCAUUUCUGUGAAGCAACAAUUUCAGCAAAUUUUGGAGUCAGCUCACAAAACCAUUGAAUCGAGUAUUAUAUUCAUAGAUGGUGAGCUCAAAGAUGGAUCAGAACUAUUAGAACAGCUUUACAAAAAGAAAAAAUCUAAAAACAAUUUAAAGACAGUACAGCAAGAGCCUCCAAAGUCAAUGAAUAUCUCCAUAUUUCUUCCUUUUGAAAAUGCAAUGCCUGAGACUGUGGAGUAUUUAGAGUGUGAUGGAAGCAUACAUUUCAGUGGAAUCGUGUCCUCCAGCGUGUUCAUGUAUCCAAAAGCAACAGUCAGUGAAGCUAUAGCAGCUGUAAAACAAGAUAUUGUAAGGUCUUUGGCCUCACGGUUCACAAUGCACUGUGAUGCGCUCAUUGAUGAUAACUUAUUGCCAGAAGAAAAAGUGUGUUUCAACGAGCCACCGCGUCGAGUUCUCGUUCCAGUAGGUUCUCUGUACCUAUGUGACUAUUUGUUCCCGGGUGAGGCCCCAGCUGAAGCUCUGCUCUCAGUACGAGAACUUCUUGAUUUGCAGAUUACUGAAACUGAUGUAGUUUGCGAUCUUGAGACGCCUGCUGAUACGUCAGAAUUCGACGCAUUAGACCGAGACGCAAGCAGUGAAGAGUUGUUGGCCACACCUCAAGUGACGAGCCAGUUCAUUAAGGAUGGGCAGUUGGCCGGUAGUGGCAGCUUGGAACCGGAGAUAGGAUUCAAGUUGGCCUUGCAUCCAAUCAACAAAACUUUAUAUGUGACCGUUAUCGGCGCCCGGCACCUUCCGUCCUUGUUUGGUUUGAGCCGUGCCCACGGAUACCUUGUUAAGGUCAAAAUCUUUCCUGGAGACAGUAGAUUCGAAACAUCACUUCAAGAAAGCUCUUGGCCAGUAUGGAAUGAAGAUUUUAAAUUUCAACUAAAACAAAAAGAUGUUAAGAAGUCGACAGAAAAAUCUGACCUUCAAAGCUUACUUGCCGGCCAUUUUUUGUCGCUUACAAUUUAUGCUUUAUUAGAGCCUCAGAAGCCAGAAAUAGAUAAACGCAAAAACAGUAGAAUCGAGACCGCAAAAAAUAAAGCGGUCGAUCAAGAUGAGCCGAAAUCAAAAACUAGAUUUUUCGAAAAAACUUUUAGUAGUUUUAAAUCGACGAAAGCAGAGGCAAUGGCAAACAAGACUAUUUUGGAGAAACGAAGAACAGUAGGGGCAGCGACUUGGAACUUUGAUUCUAAAUUAUUUCAGAAUGAUCUGAAAAAUGGUUUGACUGGGACUCCUGACAUUUGGCGGCCAAUUAACGCUAUAACAAGUGGAAUAGCUGUGUCUUCACACAGAGAGAACAAAAAGGGCCAAUUGGAAGUAACUCUUCUGUAUACAGCAAGCGAAGACGGACUCGACGAUAUUGUGCAGCUCACUGUCAACAGGCUACGAUGUAGUGUACAGACUAUGCAGCAGCAAGAACAGUAUAAUGCACCCCUGUAUCUGAAAGCCACCAUAUUGGAAGCGAAUAAAGCCGAGUGCUAUUGGAAAAGCGAUAGAUUUGCGCCAACUAUAUCUGCAAGAUGGGAACCAAAGUCUUCUACAGUGAAAUUGUCAGUCUACAAAGUCAAUUUGAAUAAAGUCAGUAUUUAUAUAACCCUCGGAUGUAAGACGAAAAUGGCGAAAAAGGAAAACUUGGGAAAAGCGAUCAUAGACGAGAAAUCUACAGCAGCUGAUAGUUGGAAACAGUGUCUUUCAGAGCCCGGUGUACCUAAAACCUUUUGGGUAGAUUUUGAAUAA
Molecule: messenger RNA, 2403 nt
Organism: Arctia plantaginis
Lineage: Eukaryota; Metazoa; Arthropoda; Insecta; Lepidoptera; Erebidae
Source: the annotation of a GenBank genome assembly